AGGCAGGGCAAAUAUCUGGAAUUCCGUUUCCGCUUAAUGGAAAAAAGUUAAGAUAGGUGGAUAAUCACAGAAACCGAUAUUCUGUUGUGAAAUAUAACUUACUUUUGGCCGGUGGUGAAGUGUGUUUUAAAGUCAGAUGGCGUCAUCUCCGCAAAAAUCCCCGUCCUCACCCAAAUCUCCCACUCCUAAAUCGCCGUCCUCCAGAAAGAAAGAUGACUCGUUCCUGGGGAAACUUGGAGGAACUUUGGCAAGAAGGAAAAAGGCUAAGGAAGUGUCUGAGCUUCAGGAGGAAGGCAUGAAUGCCAUCAACCUGCCUCUGAGCCCAACACCCUAUGAGAUACAUCCAGAGGACACCAUGCUAGAGGAAAAUGAGGUCCGCACCAUGGUUGACCCAAACUCUAAGAAUGACCGCAAACUACAAGAGCUGAUGAAGGUGCUCAUUGAUUGGAUUAACGAGGAGCUGGUCGGGGAAAGGAUUAUCGUCAAGGACUUGGCCGAGGACCUGUACGAUGGACAGGUUCUUCAGAAGCUCUUUGAAAAACUGGAGGGGGAGAGGCUGAAUGUGGCGGAGGUCACUCAGUCUGAGAUUGCUCAAAAGCAGAAACUGCAGACAGUGCUGGAGAGGAUCAAUGAUGCUUUGAAGGUGUCCACCAGGAGCAUUAAGUGGAAUGUCGAUUCUGUUCAUGCCAAAAGCAUUGUGGCCAUUCUUCACCUACUGGUGGCGGUCUCUCAGCACUUCAGAGCCCCCAUCCGACUUCCUGACCACGUCUCCAUUCAAGUUGUUAUCGUUCAGAAACGGGAGGGUAUUCUGCAAUCUCGUCAGAUUCAGGAGGAGAUCACUGGAAAUACUGAGGCUCUGUCCGGAAGGCAUGAGCGGGAUGCCUUCGACACGCUGUUCGACCACGCUCCCGACAAGCUGAAUGUAGUGAAGAAGACACUCAUUACCUUUGUAAACAAGCACUUGAAUAAGCUGAACCUGGAGGUGACUGAGUUAGAAACACAGUUUGCAGAUGGUGUGUAUCUUGUCCUGCUGAUGGGGUUGCUGGAAGGCUAUUUUGUCUCACUGUACAAUUUCUUCCUCACUCCUGAAAACUUUGAUCAGAAGGUGCACAACGUGGCUUUCUCCUUUGAGCUCAUGCAGGAUGGUGGCCUUGAGAGGCCAAAGCCCAGACCUGAGGAUAUAGUGAAUUGUGACCUGAAGUCUACACUGCGAGUUCUUUACAAUCUCUUCACCAGAUACAGACACGUGGAGUGAAUGGUUGGUGUUUGAGGAAUAUAUUUUCUAAGCGGACCACAUCUUCUUUGUGUCGUUAUCUGUUACUGUGUCUUAACAUUAGAUUGGUGAAUGCUUGUGUGAUUAGGGGGGUGAAGACACAGGAUGGAAUUCAAAACAAUGUUUAUGAACUCACCCUUAUAUAUAAAGCCCUGUACGCUAACACCUAAUUAUGUUCAUGGACUGCUCAGGCUUUUCAAUCACUCUGUGCAUUGCAUAAGCAACAAUACAGCAUCCAACUGGCUAUGGCACAUUCAAACACUAAAAAGACGGGGGAAUUCUUCACAUUCUUGUCAUUGUUUGGGAGUAAAAUUCAGUGAUUGCAAAAAAAAGUGCCGUAUUAUUUUUGUAUAACACUGUAUGUUUAUUUGUAUCUUUUCUCUGUAAAUAUACCUGAAUAUCCAACCUUUGACAUUUCAUAUCCCACUGUUAUGUGAUGUAUUGCAACUGGUUGGCAGAAUCUGAAUUUAAUGUGUGCAGAUAUUGUUCCUGUUCAGCAUUAAGUUAGGUUUAUCUGAUGUCCAAUGAUUACAACAUAGAAAUUAGUCGUUACGGAUGGCAGUUUGCCAGAUAUUAUGCCCCACUUUACCAUGGGGACACGCUGAAGGGUAGUAUGAUGAUGCCUUGAUGAAAACAAAGAAUUACCCUGAUUUGUGAUCACUUGGUGUGAAGCAAAGAAUGAUUUUUUUUUUGAUCGCUUAAAAUCGCACACCUUUGUAUUCACAAGGUUUUUGUGUAACAUAAAACAUGUCAACCUCAUGA
Alosa alosa (allis shad) is the source of this 2035-nucleotide messenger RNA. RefSeq names its product parvin, alpha a (gene parvaa). The record is from RefSeq and is a predicted model, not a curated record. The transcript is spliced from 13 exons. Gene Ontology annotation, biological process: cilium assembly; substrate adhesion-dependent cell spreading; establishment or maintenance of cell polarity. Bases 137 to 1255 code for a protein of 372 amino acids. Lineage: Eukaryota; Metazoa; Chordata; Actinopteri; Clupeiformes; Clupeidae. Gene Ontology annotation, cellular component: focal adhesion; cytoplasm; actin cytoskeleton. Gene Ontology annotation, molecular function: actin binding.